CUCGCCGCAACAGCGACAACUCCCAGAGUCCGAGCUCCGUGGCCAAGAACUUGAAGCCGCGAGCAGCUUCCCCCUGUCAUCCCUAUGGCCGGCGACGAGCCCCCAACGGACGCCGUCGACCAGGACCUGGUGGAGAUCCUGGAGGAGGGAUCGGGCCGCCUGGACAUCGCCCGGUACGUGGACCACGUGCGCGACCUGGCGGCGGGCGCCAUCGCCACCUUCGAGGGCACCACGCGGGACCACUUCGACGGGCGGCGCGUGGUGGAGCUGCGGUACGAGGCCUACUCGGCCAUGGCGCGGCGCCGGCUCGAGGCCAUCCUCCGCGAGGCCCGCGCCGCCCACGCGCUGCGGCGGCUGGCCGUGGCGCACAAGCUCGGCCCCGUCCCGGCCGGCGAGGCGAGCGUCUUCGUGGCGGCCUCGGCCGUGCACCGCGCGGACGCCAUGGAGGCGUGCCGCUACGUCAUCGACGAGAUCAAGGCCUCCGUGCCCAUCUGGAAGAAGGAGGUGUACGACGACGGCGAGGUGUGGAAGGAGAACCGCGAGUUCUUCGACCGCGCCGACGCCACCGGGACGGCCACGGACCAUAAGAAGGGCCACGGCAAGGCGUCCGGCGGCGGCUGCUGCGGCAGCAAGGUGCGGGUCAUGGAGGAGAGAUGACGACACCCGCCGGAUCGCGAUCGGAGAAAUACAGUGGGUUGUCUCUGUCCUUUGACUUCUUUUUGAGAUUUCUUUUUGAGAUGGAAGAAAGGAUAAAAAGUCUUGUGUGACACUAGAGGUUUAACCAAGUGUCAAAUACAGUGUAUGGAAAUGCGAUUCUAUAGAUUGCAAAUGAUGUAAUGUACUCACUGUAUAAACAUUUCUCCUUCUCA
Lolium rigidum is the source of this 869-nucleotide messenger RNA. Its product is annotated as molybdopterin synthase catalytic subunit-like. The transcript has a single exon. Gene Ontology annotation, biological process: Mo-molybdopterin cofactor biosynthetic process. Bases 85 to 657 code for a protein of 190 amino acids. NCBI's taxonomy places the organism in Eukaryota, Viridiplantae, Streptophyta, Magnoliopsida, Poales, Poaceae. Gene Ontology annotation, molecular function: molybdopterin synthase activity. Gene Ontology annotation, cellular component: cytosol. The record is from RefSeq and is a predicted model, not a curated record.